Messenger RNA from Panicum hallii, 653 nucleotides. RefSeq lists its product as uncharacterized. The transcript has a single exon. The record is from RefSeq and is a predicted model, not a curated record. Lineage: Eukaryota; Viridiplantae; Streptophyta; Magnoliopsida; Poales; Poaceae. The coding region runs from base 97 to 438 and encodes 113 amino acids.
CCUCCGACGACGCGUAUCAGGGUCACAGGGUCUCAGGCUAUCUAGCCGCCUUCCCAGACGACGAAGCUAGCUAGCUAGACUCUUAAGAUUUUACCCAUGGCUCCCGCCAAGCUCGCCACCGGCCUCGCCGUCGCCGUCGUAGCCUGCGCCUUCGCCUUCGCCUCCACCUCCACGGCCACCGUCGCGGCGCAGAGCUGCGCGGAGCAGAUCAAGUACUUCACCAACUGCCUGGCCCGCGACGAGAUCCGCCAGCAGUGCUGCGUCGUGGUCGAGAACACCAGCUGCCUCUGCCAGCUGAAGCGGGCGGUGGCGGUGCCCUGCAUCCCGCACCGCCGCCACGGGCACCGCUGCCCGGUGAACGUGGUUCCGCCGGCGGUGCAGAUGGCCGAGCUGCAGCGCCUCCCGUGCUUCAAGGGCCUCAAGUGCUUGCGAGCUUAGCAGCUGAUAGGUCGUAUUUGCGUUACAUAUAUGGACGUAUGCUUCAAUGCUUGGUGUCUUUCUUGUUCGCUUGUUGCUACUGUCUCAAUUCUUUUUCCUUAAUUCAGUAACUUCUGUUCUGAGCUUUGUUGUGUUCAUGUAAUGGAUCUUCGUUUGUCAGUGUCACACUUCCUUGUUGUAUGAAUAAUAAAAUGUGUGCACGUGACUGUUCCUAA